Laccaria bicolor S238N-H82 is the source of this 228-nucleotide messenger RNA. RefSeq lists its product as uncharacterized. The coding region runs from base 1 to 228 and encodes 75 amino acids. The transcript has a single exon. The record is from RefSeq and is a predicted model, not a curated record. NCBI's taxonomy places the organism in Eukaryota, Fungi, Basidiomycota, Agaricomycetes, Agaricales, Hydnangiaceae.
AUGUUGAGGGUAAAAGGUGAUGAAUUACAUGGUAUACGCAAGAGAGGAAGCGUAGAGAAACCGAAACCACAAGAAAAACUUGCAAUCCUGGACUCUCAUAAUCUAUGGGAACAUCCUUCCGUUCCAGCCAAGCCGCAUCCUAACUUCCCAGAUCCACUCCCUUCUCAGUCCAGCCGUCGCCUAAAGGGCAGCUCCUUCCGCUCAACGCUCUCACCGGCAAAGUCAUAA